GCCCACCCCUGCAGGACCUGAGUGGCUCAGCCUGAGGCCCCUACCCGCCAUGCCGCUGCCACCUCAGAGCCCGUGGGCACUUCCAAUGCUGCUGCUGCCACUGCUCCUGGGGGGCACACAGCAAGUGGUAGGCACGCCCAGGCUGGGUGGGGGCACACAGCCCGCCUUCCGCACCUUUCCGGCUAGUGACUGGGGCCUCACUCACCUGGUGGUCCACGAGCAGACGGGCGAGGUGUAUGUGGGCGCAGUGAACCGCAUCUACAAGCUCUCGGGGAACCUGACGCUGCUUCGGGCACAUGUGACAGGCCCUGUGGAGGACAACGAGAAGUGCUACCCGCCCCCCAGCGUGCAGUCGUGCCCGCACGGCCUGGGCAGCACCGACAAUGUCAACAAGCUGCUGCUGCUGGACUAUGCCGCCAACCGCCUGCUGGCCUGCGGCAGUGCCUCCCAGGGCAUCUGCCAGUUCUUGCGGCUCGACGACCUCUUCAAGCUGGGCGAGCCACACCACCGCAAGGAGCACUACCUCUCGAGUGUGCGUGAGGCCGGCAGCAUGGCUGGCGUGCUCAUCGCAGGGCCGCCGGGCCAGGGCCAGGCCAAGCUGUUUGUGGGCACACCCAUCGAUGGCAAGUCCGAGUACUUCCCCACGCUGUCCAGCCGCCGCCUCAUGGCCAACGAGGAGGAUGCUGACAUGUUCGGCUUCGUGUACCAGGAUGAGUUCGUAUCGUCACAGCUCAAGAUCCCAUCCGACACCCUGUCCAAGUUCCCGGCCUUUGAUAUCUACUAUGUGUACAGCUUCCGUAGCGAGCAGUUUGUCUACUACCUCACCCUGCAGCUGGACACACAGCUCACCUCACCCGACGCCGCUGGCGAGCACUUCUUCACCUCCAAGAUCGUGCGGCUGUGCGUGGACGACCCCAAGUUCUACUCGUACGUGGAGUUCCCUAUUGGCUGCGAGCAGGCGGGCGUGGAGUACCGCCUGGUGCAAGAUGCCUACCUGAGCCGGCCUGGCCGUGCCCUGGCCCAGCAGCUGGGGCUGGCAGAGGACGAGGAGGUGCUGUUCACCGUGUUUGCCCAGGGCCAGAAGAACCGCGUGAAGCCACCCAAGGAGUCGGCGCUGUGCCUUUUCACGCUCAGGGCCAUCAAGGAGAAGAUCAAGGAGCGCAUCCAAUCGUGCUACCGCGGCGAGGGCAAGCUCUCGCUGCCCUGGCUGCUCAACAAGGAGCUGGGCUGCAUCAACUCGCCCCUGCAGAUCGAUGAUGACUUCUGCGGGCAGGACUUCAACCAGCCCCUGGGUGGCACGGUCACCAUCGAGGGCACACCCCUGUUCGUGGACAAGGACGAUGGCCUGACCGCCGUGGCCGCCUACGACUACCGUGGCCGCACCGUGGUGUUUGCCGGCACUCGCAGCGGCCGUAUCCGCAAGAUCCUGGUGGACCUCUCCAACCCUGGCGGCCGGCCGGCCCUGGCCUAUGAGAGCGUGGUGGCCCAGGAGGGCAGCCCCAUCUUACGCGACCUCGUCCUCAGCCCCAACCGCCAGUACCUGUAUGCCAUGACAGAGAAGCAGGUGACGCGGGUGCCUGUGGAGAGCUGUGUGCAGUACACAUCCUGUGAGCUGUGCCUGGGGUCCCGGGAUCCCCACUGCGGCUGGUGUGUCCUGCACAGUGUCUGCUCAAGGCAGGAUGCCUGCGAGCGGGCAGAUGAACCCCAGCGCUUCGCCUCAGAUCUGCUGCAGUGUGUGCAGCUGACUGUGCAGCCACGCAACGUGUCCGUCACCAUGUCCCAGGUCCCACUCGUGCUGCAGGCCUGGAACGUGCCUGACCUCUCUGCCGGUGUCAACUGCUCCUUUGAGGACUUCACCGAGUCUGAGAGUGUCCUGGAAGACGGCCGCAUCCACUGUCGCUCACCCUCUGCCCGUGAGGUGGCGCCUAUCACGCGGGGCCAGGGGGACCAGCGGGUGGUGAAGCUGUACCUGAAGUCCAAGGAGACGGGGAAGAAGUUCGCAUCUGUGGACUUUGUUUUCUACAAUUGCAGUGUCCACCAGUCCUGCCUGUCCUGUGUCAACGGCUCCUUCCCUUGUCACUGGUGCAAGUACCGCCAUGUGUGUACGCACAACGCUGCAGAUUGCGCCUUCCUGGAGGGCCGUGUCAACAUGUCUGAGGACUGCCCACAGAUCCUGCCCUCCACCCAGAUCUACAUUCCCGUGGGCGUGGUGAAGCCCAUCACCCUGGCUGCCCGAAACCUGCCACAGCCACAAUCAGGCCAGCGUGGGUACGAGUGCCUAUUCCAUAUCCCAGGCAGCCCAGCACGCGUCACUGCCCUGCGCUUCAACAGCUCCAGCCUGCAGUGCCAGAAUUCUUCGUACUCCUAUGAGGGGAAUGACAUCAGUGACCUGCCCGUGAACUUGUCCGUUGUGUGGAACGGCAACUUUGUCAUCGACAACCCUCAGAACAUCCAGGCUCACCUCUACAAGUGCCCAGCCCUUCGUGAGAGCUGUGGCCUCUGCCUCAAGGCCGACCCACGCUUCGAGUGUGGCUGGUGUGUGGCUGAGCGCCGCUGCUCCCUGCGCCACCACUGCCCAGCCGAUGUGCCCACCGCCUGGAUGCAUGCUCGCCACGGCAGUAGCCGCUGCACUGACCCUAAGAUCCUCAAGCUGUCCCCAGAGACUGGCCCGAGACAGGGAGGAACACGGCUGACCAUCACAGGAGAGAACCUGGGCCUGCGGUUUGAGGACGUGCGGCUGGGUGUGCGCGUGGGCAAGGUGCUGUGCAGCCCCGUGGAGAGCGAGUAUAUCAGCGCUGAGCAGAUCGUCUGUGAGAUAGGGGAUGCCAGCACAGUGCGGUCCCAUGAUGCCCUGGUGGAAGUGUGUGUGCGGGACUGCUCUCCGCACUACCGGGCCUUGUCACCCAAGCGCUUCACCUUCGUGACACCCACCUUCUACCGUGUGAGCCCCUCCCGAGGGCCCCUGUCAGGGGGCACCUGGAUUGGCAUAGAGGGCAGCCACCUGAACGCAGGCAGUGACGUGGCCGUGUCCAUCGGCGGCCGACCCUGCUCCUUCUCCUGGAGAAACUCUCGAGAGAUCCGCUGCCUGACACCCCCUGGGCAGAACCCGGGCAGCGCCCCCAUUAUCAUCAACAUCAACCGUGCCCAGCUCACCAACCCUGAGGUGAAGUACAACUACACCGAGGACCCUACCAUCCUGCGCAUCGACCCCGAGUGGAGCAUCAACAGUGGUGGGACCCUCCUGACUGUCAUAGGUACCAAUCUGGCCACCGUCCGUGAACCUCGAAUCCGAGCCAAGUAUGGAGGUGUAGAGCGGGAGAAUAGCUGCAUGGUAUACAAUGACACCACUAUGGUGUGCCGAGCACCGUCUGUGGACAACCCGACACGCACCCCACCUGAGCUGGGCGAGCGGCCGGAUGAACUGGGCUUCGUCAUGGACAAUGUGCGUGCCCUGCUGGUGCUCAACUCCUCCUCCUUCCUCUACUACCCUGACCCUGUGCUGGAACCCCUGAGCCCCACUGGCCUGCUGGAGCUCAAGCCCAGCUCCCCACUCAUCCUCAAGGGCCGGAACCUCUUGCCCCCUGCACCUGGCAAUUCCCGUCUCAACUACACAGUGCUCAUUGGCUCCACGCCCUGCAUCCUCACUGUGUCAGAAACACAGCUGCUGUGCGAGUCACCCAAUCUCACCGGACAGCACAAGGUCACGGUGCGAGCUGGUGGCUUCGAGUUUUCGCCAGGCACGUUGCAGGUGUACUCGGACAGCUUGCUGACACUGCCUGCCAUCGUGGGCAUUGGAGGUGGCGGGGGCCUGCUGCUGCUCGUCAUCGUGGCCGUGCUCAUCGCCUACAAGCGCAAGUCUCGUGAUGCCGACCGCACCCUCAAGCGGCUACAGCUCCAAAUGGACAACCUGGAGUCCCGCGUGGCCCUGGAGUGCAAGGAAGCCUUCGCAGAGCUGCAGACGGACAUCCACGAGCUGACCAAUGACCUGGACGGCGCUGGUAUCCCGUUCCUUGACUAUCGCACGUACGCCAUGCGGGUACUCUUUCCUGGGAUUGAGGACCACCCCGUGCUCAAGGAGAUGGAGGUACAGGCCAAUGUGGAGAAGUCACUAACGCUGUUUGGGCAGCUGCUGACCAAGAAGCACUUCCUGCUGACCUUCAUCCGUACGUUAGAGGCCCAGCGCAGCUUCUCCAUGCGCGACCGUGGCAACGUGGCAUCGCUCAUCAUGACGGCCCUGCAGGGUGAGAUGGAAUAUGCCACAGGCGUGCUCAAACAGCUGCUGUCCGACCUCAUCGAGAAGAACCUGGAGAGCAAGAACCACCCCAAGCUGCUGCUGCGCCGAACUGAGUCGGUGGCCGAGAAGAUGCUGACCAACUGGUUCACAUUCCUCUUAUACAAGUUCCUCAAGGAGUGUGCUGGGGAGCCGCUGUUCAUGCUGUACUGCGCCAUCAAGCAGCAGAUGGAGAAGGGCCCCAUCGACGCCAUCACGGGUGAGGCCCGCUACUCCCUCAGCGAGGACAAGCUCAUCCGGCAGCAGAUCGACUACAAGACCCUGACCCUGAACUGUGUGAUCCCUGAGAACGAGAACGCACCCGAGGUGCCUGUGAAGGGGCUGAACUGCGACACAGUGACGCAGGUCAAGGAGAAGCUGCUGGACGCCGUGUACAAGGGCGUCCCCUACUCCCAGAGGCCCAAGGCUGGGGACAUGGACCUGGAGUGGCGCCAGGGCCGUAUGGCGCGCAUCAUCCUGCAGGACGAAGACGUCACCACUAAGAUCGACAAUGACUGGAAGAGGCUGAACACGUUGGCACACUACCAGGUGACGGACGGGUCCUCAGUGGCACUGGUGCCCAAGCAGACGUCUGCCUACAACAUCUCCAACUCGUCCACCUUCACCAAAUCCCUCAGCAGAUAUGAGAGCAUGCUGCGCACAGCCAGCAGCCCCGACAGCCUGCGCUCACGCACGCCCAUGAUCACGCCCGACCUGGAGAGCGGCACCAAGCUGUGGCACCUGGUGAAGAACCAUGACCACCUGGACCAGCGCGAGGGUGACCGGGGCAGCAAGAUGGUCUCAGAGAUCUACCUGACGCGGCUGCUGGCCACCAAGGGCACAUUGCAGAAGUUCGUGGACGACCUUUUUGAGACCAUCUUCAGCACUGCACACCGGGGCUCAGCCUUGCCGCUGGCCAUCAAGUACAUGUUUGACUUCCUGGAUGAGCAGGCUGACAAGCACCAGAUCCACGAUGCUGACGUGCGCCACACGUGGAAGAGCAACUGCCUGCCCCUGCGCUUCUGGGUGAAUGUGAUCAAGAACCCGCAGUUUGUGUUUGACAUCCACAAGAACAGCAUCACGGAUGCUUGCCUGUCGGUGGUGGCCCAGACCUUCAUGGACUCCUGCUCCACAUCCGAGCACAAGCUGGGCAAGGACUCACCCUCCAACAAGCUGCUCUAUGCCAAGGACAUCCCCAACUACAAAAGCUGGGUGGAGAGGUACUAUGCUGACAUUGCCAAGAUGCCCGCCAUCAGUGAUCAGGACAUGAGCGCGUACCUGGCCGAGCAGUCUCGGCUGCACCUGAGCCAGUUUAACAGCAUGAGCGCCUUGCACGAAAUCUACUCCUACAUCACCAAGUACAAGGACGAGAUCCUGGCUGCCUUGGAGAAGGAUGAGCAGGCCCGGCGGCAGCGGCUGCGGAGCAAACUGGAGCAGGUGGUGGACACGAUGGCCUUGAGCAGCUGAGCCUGGCCACUGACCACCCGGUGGGAGGCAGAGUGUGAGCGCAGCCCUGGCCUGCCAUGCAGGGUGCCCGGGAGGUGCUCAGGGACCAGGCGUGUGGUCCAGCCUCCUCUGGGUCCUCCCCUUCUCUUCCCACCAGCUGGAGUUCUGCCUUCUGUUGGUGAGGAUGCCAUGGUGCCUGCUGGGCCCCCUCUGUGCCCGGAGCUGGGAGAGCAUAGAGUGGCUGGACUGGCCCAGGACCCUUGCUGCAUGGUAGUCGUUGUGGGAGAAUAGGGCAGCCCCCAAGGGGCCAAGGAAUGAAGCCGGGGCCUUUCACAGCAAGGGGCAGCUGGCCCAUCAGUGUCCUCGAGGCUGGGACAGGGAGCCAGGAAGAAGCCCCCAGUUUCCCAAGCCACAAUAUCCGUCGAGGGAGAAGCAAAAUGCCUAGGGCCAUCCGAGAUACGCCAAAGCCCA
This is a messenger RNA of Ochotona curzoniae (black-lipped pika), 6187 nucleotides long. It is a transcript of the gene PLXNA1, whose product is annotated as plexin A1. The record is from RefSeq and is a predicted model, not a curated record. The transcript has 31 exons. Gene Ontology annotation, biological process: regulation of GTPase activity; semaphorin-plexin signaling pathway involved in axon guidance; regulation of cell migration. Gene Ontology annotation, molecular function: semaphorin receptor activity; protein binding. The coding region runs from base 50 to 5737 and encodes 1895 amino acids. Gene Ontology annotation, cellular component: semaphorin receptor complex. Lineage: Eukaryota; Metazoa; Chordata; Mammalia; Lagomorpha; Ochotonidae.